Molecule: messenger RNA, 822 nt
Organism: Callorhinchus milii (elephant shark)
Lineage: Eukaryota; Metazoa; Chordata; Chondrichthyes; Chimaeriformes; Callorhinchidae
Gene: cunh5orf63
Product: chromosome unknown C5orf63 homolog
Exons: 4
Coding region: 126-470 (114 amino acids)
Source: RefSeq, a predicted model, not a curated record
GCCGGCGGUGAUUGACAGCUGGAGGGUGUGAGGCCUGGUGCCGGGGCACUGGGCUGCACUGUUGCAGAGGUGGUGAGGAACAGGAGCUGCCGCGUUUGACCGGGAAUUGCGGUGGCAGCACAACAAUGUAUCGGCUUUGUUAUUCAAACCUCGGGCUAUCAACCAAGUCUAUGGCAGAACAUUUUCUAAGAAGAAUGUUUUCGCAGAAGAGGAAUCUGCCAGUUUUAACAUUGUUUACCAAGGAUCCUUGUCCACUUUGUGAAGAAGCAAAAGAGACUUUGGAGCCAUAUAAAUGCAGGUUCGUCCUACAAGAAGUGGAUAUCAGUCUGCCUGAGAAUUCUGUGUGGUUUGACAGGUACAAGUGUGACAUACCUGUCUUUCACUUGAAUGGACAAUUUCUAAUGAUGCACAGAGUCAACUUUAAAAUCCUUGAACAAAGACUAGCUAAACUGGAACAACUGGACCAAUAAAGGAUAGAAAGAGUAAAAGCUCAUCUGAACCAUUUCUUUGCCCCUAUAAGAAAAACAAACCACUGCUUUUUCAGUUGCAUUUUCUAAUGUUUAGAAACUAUUCUCUUUAUGUCAAUGAAAUGCUGCAUUCACUUGGAAUAUAAAUCAAUGUAUUUGACUUUUCCAGAAAAUAAUUCACAAAAAUAUAAAAUGAUUAAUAUUGCAUGAAAGAGGCACUGCAGUGAAGUUGUGUUGCCGGAAUCAACGUGCCAUUCAUUAAAUGAUUUACUGCAGUUAAGAUAAUAACCUACUUGAGUUGUUAUUCAUUUUCUUUGUGUGUGACAGUUCUAACUUUCUCAACCACUUUCCAAAG